Lottia gigantea (owl limpet) is the source of this 1977-nucleotide messenger RNA. RefSeq lists its product as hypothetical. The transcript is spliced from 14 exons. The record is from RefSeq and is a predicted model, not a curated record. Bases 1 to 1977 code for a protein of 658 amino acids. NCBI's taxonomy places the organism in Eukaryota, Metazoa, Mollusca, Gastropoda, Lottiidae. Gene Ontology annotation, cellular component: secretory granule.
AUGCCACCAAAACCACCAAACGAUAAUUUAUUUGGCAGCUGUAGAUCUGUAGAUGGCAUCAGUUUGGGCAUCAAAUAUGAGCUGAUGACAUCAGAGUACAAAAGAUUGGGAGAAGAACUGGUACAGCUCAAAACAGACAGAUAUUCCUGGCAUGAUGCUUUUACACAAUGUAUUUUACAGAACACUCUUAUUGCAUUUGCCAAACGAGAAAGCAUUAAUAUUAAAGACUACUGCGAUUAUGCGUUAGCUCGAUUGGACGAGACAAAAUCAAGAUGGUCGGAAGGGGAACGGAAAGAAAUCGCGACGGUAUUAGAAAGACUUUUAGAAGCUAGUGAAAUGCAACAAGAACCAGUUUUUUCAGAAGAUGACGAAACCUGGGAUGAUCUCCGAUCAAAUAAACGUGACGAAAUUGUCGAAGUGCACAAAUAUUUUGACAAAUCUAAAGGUCUUAAACGCAAUGUAUACCCCACAUUUGAUGACUCCAACUACCUCAAUGAUGAUCCGACUUAUUUUGAAGAAGAACCCCGCAGAAUUGACGAAACAGCUUUUGGUAGUCCUGGACAAGUCAAGGCCUACCUGCGUGUCCUGGACCAGCUCUCUGACUCAGCCAAACAAUCUGGUCUUUUUGAUCCUGACUUUCCUGCUAAUGAUGAUUUCAAAGAUGAAGAGCGAGGCAUUGAAGGUUCCAUGACCUCAGACAGUGAACCUAAUUUUGGUAAAUAUUUCAUUUGUAUUCUUAAAGACUCAUUAAAUGAAGCAAAAGUAGCAGAUGAGAAUGAUAUUGCCACAUCUCUGGAGACAGAGGCUCUCAAAAAAGGAGGUGAAGAUGAUGCAAAUAGAGAAGAUGGAGGUUAUCUUACUGUAGCUCCACCUGAUGAAAAAGCUCUUGAAGAUCUGAUGGCAGGUAAUAUGGACCCCCAUGACCUAGAUUUAGACCAAUUGAAAAGACUGAUGAGAAUAGUAGAGGUCAUGGUGAGAGACCUGGACAAUCAAGAAUCAGAAGAGACUCUAUCAUCAGAAUCUGAAAUGAUGGAACCUAUCCAGAUUCCUGACAAUGCUCUGAUUGAAGAUGACAUUACCAAUGAUGAUGUCAUCAUUCCCAGUAAACUAGUCUCUGCUGGUGAAAAACUCAGUCUUGAUAAGAAAGCUAUAGUUAAGGAAACCAAAAAAGAAAAAGAUCCAGAAGAUGAAAAUAAAACAGUAAAACCAGAAGAUCUAGUUGAUAUGAGAUAUACCUAUAUACAAUUAAAUAGAAAUAUUGAUGAAGUCGAAGGUGGAGCAUUUUUGGAAGGUUUUGCAUCUAUUAUAAACCUUCCUACAUCAGCCAUUAACGAUGUCAUGACUUUUGGAGACAAGAUAACGUUUGAAGUUUUACCCAAUCCUAAAUAUAAUGCUUCUACAGUUGCAAACCAAGCUGGUGUGUUCCUAUAUGUAGUCUUUUUGUUGUGUAUGUUGAGCAUCUAUGAUGAGUGUGGUUCCAGGCAGGAUAAUGAUGAUGUUAUUGAGAAAUUAAAAUCUCUAACUGGGUUGACCAUUGUUAAAGCUGGUAUCGGCAAAGAGAACCAAGUAGAAGUAAAGAAGAAUGAUAAUAAAUAUGUGGUACUAACUUUUAUAUUGGUUGGAUGUAUUGCUGGUAUACUACUGGCCGUGGUAGUCAUCUACCUAAUCAAACGGCAAUCUCGAUCCAAGGAAAAACUUGCUGAGUUGGCAGAUAAUGUGGAGGGCAAUGAAGCCUCUAAAGACUAUCAGGAUCUCUGCCGCCAACGCAUGCAGAGCAAGACAUCUGAUAAACCUGAACCCCUGCACGCUGCUGGUCGUAUUGGCAGCGUCUCUGACAAUGUCCGUAGUCCUUCGAGUCGUAGCAGCACCUCCUCAUGUCUUGUCUGGCUGUUACAAGAAAAGGGUGCUAGAAAAACACGGUCAAUUGAACGCUUGCUGGCUAACCUGGGUGCCAAAGUUUACUUUGAGGCUCCCUAG